Messenger RNA from Porites evermanni, 540 nucleotides. NCBI's taxonomy places the organism in Eukaryota, Metazoa, Cnidaria, Anthozoa, Scleractinia, Poritidae. The record is from the annotation of a GenBank genome assembly.
AUGGAACCUAUAGGAUCAAAGAAUUUACCAAGUUUUAAAACGAAGGCUUUUUCACAAGAUGCACCAAUCAAUCAAAACAAUCCAAACUGGGAUGCGUACCGCCAGACUCUUGCUCGAAUGAAAAGUGUCCGAAGCCAUUCAACUCACUGGCGUGCAACAUGCAGUUUCAAUCGACCGGAUUUCCAAAACCUCCGGAAAUCGAUCUACUACAGAGAUUACUUGAGAGGCAAGUUCAGUAGUUUCGACAUCAUGAAUUUUGUUGGUUCAGGCCAGUGCAAACCAGUAGAGUAUGUGAACAUCCGUGGACACGUGGCUGGAGGUGCCGGUGCCACAGCUAAGUUUUGGCAGGCAUCUAACACUUGGAUCAUUCACAUCGAUAGCGGUGCCACUGGCUGUACUUUCGUACCUGUUGUAGGGGCUGUAUCAAGUGAAGACAACUUUGGUUUCUACGACAAAGUCAACAACAGAUUCCGAUGUAUCGCAGCAGCCGCAGGAACCGAGGCGACGACCCAAUGGUGGUUUGGCGGAUACAUGUCUAAU